Molecule: messenger RNA, 6108 nt
Organism: Haplochromis burtoni (Burton's mouthbrooder)
Lineage: Eukaryota; Metazoa; Chordata; Actinopteri; Cichliformes; Cichlidae
Gene: grin3a
Product: glutamate receptor, ionotropic, N-methyl-D-aspartate 3A
Exons: 10
Coding region: 627-4352 (1241 amino acids)
Biological process (GO): monoatomic ion transport; ionotropic glutamate receptor signaling pathway; synaptic transmission, glutamatergic
Cellular component (GO): plasma membrane; postsynaptic membrane
Molecular function (GO): NMDA glutamate receptor activity; transmitter-gated monoatomic ion channel activity involved in regulation of postsynaptic membrane potential
Source: RefSeq, a predicted model, not a curated record
CUGACUCGAGCCAAGCAGCGCGUGCGCUCUGGAAAGCUUCUACUUGGGUGUCUUUUGUUUUUCUGGGUGUUUUUUUAAAAAGGGGGAAACGUUUAAAAAAAACAGCUGCCUUUGCCCCUGCCUUGUGGAUGAUAAUGGGAUGAUUUUCCUUUGACUCCAUUAAGCUAUCAGACUUUUCCAGAGGUGGAUUUCACUGCUUUGGAAUGUGUUUGAUGCGCAUUAACCUUUUUCGACCUAGGCAGGGCUUGCCUACACACUCUGCUGCAUUUUCUUUUCUGCCUGUGGAAUAUGUGGAAAUGUUGCCGUUUGUUUCCACGACAUGUUUAGUAAUCCGAGGCUUGAAUGAUGAAAAUCUUUUGAGAUGAAAAACAGCACUUUUGGGGAUCAUUUUUUGCUUGUGCGCGGCUCGUGCCUAAUCUCGCGCCUCAGCAGCCUGUUGUCUGUGUCCGAGGGAAAACGCACAACUUUACCACGAGCUGGAACCGGUCCUGUUGCGGGGGCUACCGCUGGUCUGUGCGGCACACCGGGGCCACAGGCAGGGGGCCAAGACGCAGACCAACGGAGCGGUCCCGGUGUUCAGCCGCUGUGUGGUUGGACCGGGCAUCCGGAGGAGCUGUGGAGCGGGGAUGAUGAAGUCGGUGGGGAUGGUGAUGAUGAGUGGCCCGGCAGCGCGACCAGGCACCAGGGUCUUGCCACUAAUAUGUUUAGUGUUGUGCGCUCUCAUCUUUCUUCCGAUUUGCGCUCACUCGCACCCGCAACCGUGCCAAGUGCUCAAACGAAUCGGCCACACGGUUCGGAUAGGAGCUCUGCACGUUCAGCCUCGCUUGCUCUCUGCUAUGGCUGUCAGCGGCUCUGAGGACUGGGGAGACGAAAGAGAGUUGACAGAAGAGCAGCAGUUGGAGUUGGAAAGACCGUUUAAAACAAGUGCCAGUGCGCCUGGGUAUGGUAGCCUUAGGACUAGAGCGUCCGUUAACAGUCAGCGUGGCGCAAACAGGAGUAAAAGCCAGGCACGCCAACGGGAGGAGAACACCUCGGCGGAAAAUCGCGUGUUCGCACCCCGAGACUCGGUUCUGCUUGCCGUCGAGGCUCUGAACCGGGCUGGGUUGCUACCCUACAAUUUAUCCUUGGAGAUUGUCAUGGCUGUUGGAUCCACACUCGGAGAACUGCCCGCGUUCUCCUUUUCCUCUACGGGCAACCCCGAAAACGAGGACCCGCUGUCCUUCGUGGAGAGUGUAUGUCACACCGUGGUUGUGCAGGGGGUUUCUGCCAUGAUCGCCUUUCCACGGAACAGGGACGAGUUCGUCAAGUUGGAAUUCGUCUCACUCGCGCUUCAGGUACCUGUAGUCAGCGUUGUGCAGAGGGAGUUCUCGCGCCACAGUAAGAAUCCUUUACAUUUCCAAAUGGCGAUGCGAACUGUGGAGGCUCCACAAUCCCAGCUGCUCUACACCCUGCUGAUGAUGAAUGGCUGGUGGGACAUCAGCAUUCUGCUCUGCCAGGAAUGGAAUAUUAGUGACUUCCUUUUCCUCAUCAAGAACAACACCCGCUUUCACCUGGGCACUCUUGUCAACCUGACAACUAUUGCCUUAACCUCUUCAGUAUCUUCAUCUGCACUAUCAACCUCGGCGGUGGCAUCAGGUAUUGCAACCUUACCCUAUUUUUCCUCUGCUGCCUCUUCUUCUUCAUCAUCCACUUCUUCUAAAUCAGACCAGCAGCAAACUCUCCUGCGACAGCUGGGGGCCCUUAGAGAACACUCAUCUACAACAGGAUUGGUGACAUUUGGGUGCGACAUUCGCGAGGUGCGACGUUUGUGGAUGCUGGUCACGCGGAUGACGCUUCCAGAGUUUCACUGGGUCUUGGGGGACAGCCAGAAUGUGGCUGAGCUGAGAACAGAAGGGUUACCCCUGGGGUUACUGGCCCAUGGGGUCAUGGGAUCCCCUUCUCUGGAUCACUACGUCCAUGACUCAUUAGAACUCGGGGCGCGUGCCGUGGGCAGUGCUGCCCAGGAUAAUCCUGCCUUGGCACUCAUACCAGGGACUACCAAUUGUAUGGAUAAACAACAGAGCAAUGGGAGCUCGGGGGAAUACUUGGCAAGAUUUGUAGCCAACACAUCAUUUGAGGGCCAGAGCGGUUUCAUAUCCAGCAACAGUCAGAGCCAGAAUGUCAUCUCAGAAGCCCAUCACUACGUCUGGUCCCUCCAGCUGGAUCCCUUAGGCCAGCCAACCUGGACCCGCCUGGGACGCUGGCGCAGGGGGAGAAUUCUGAUGGACCCAGCAGCCUGGCCAAACCAUCCAGGUUCUGGAGGAGGUGGCGAUUGGCGCCGACCUCCACGGUUGCACAUGCGAGUAGUGACACUGGUGGAGCACCCAUUUGUAUUUACCCGUGAAGUGGAUUCAGAUGGGUUAUGUCCUGCCGGGCAGCUGUGCCUGGACCCGCUUACCAAUGACUCUUCAGUUUUGGAAGGACUUUUCCAGAACCUCAGAGGAACCAAUGGAUCUGUUCCCACAGAUCUAAAGAAAUGCUGCUAUGGCUACUGCAUUGAUCUAUUGGAGAAGCUGGGGGAGGACAUGGGCUUUACUUUCGAUCUCUACAUUGUUGGUGAUGGGAAAUACGGGGGGUUUAAGAAUGGUCGUUGGACAGGAUUGGUGGGUGAUCUUCUCAGUGGUGCUGCCCACCUGGCAGUGACAUCUUUUAGCAUUAAUUCAGCUAGGAGCCAGGUGAUUGACUUCACCUCACCUUUCUUCUCCACAAGCCUAGGAAUUCUGGUGCGUACUCGUGAUACAGCCGCACCCAUUGGUGCCUUUAUGUGGCCUCUACACUGGUCCAUGUGGCUCGGCAUCUUUGUUUCCCUCCAUGUCACCGCCAUCUUCCUCACUCUGUAUGAGUGGCACAGUCCAUUUGGUAUGACGCCACGUGGACGCAACCGCGACCGAGUGUUCUCCUUCUCCUCAGCACUUAAUGUGUGCUAUGCCAUUCUCUUUGGAAGAACAGUGGCCAUCAAGCCACCAAAAUGCUGGACUGGACGUCUGCUGAUGAACCUUUGGGCCAUCUUCUGUCUAUUCUGUCUGUCCACCUAUACUGCUAACCUGGCUGCUGUAAUGGUUGGGGAGAAAACUUAUGAACAGUUGUCGGGAAUCCAUGAUCCAAAGCUGCACCAUCCCUCUCAGGGAUUCAGAUUUGCUACAGUGAGAGAAAGCAGUGCAGAGGACUACGUCAAGAAGAGUUUCCCCGAGAUGCACGAGUACAUGAGAAGAUACAAUGUCCCGGCAACGCCAGAUGGCAUACAUCAUCUCAAGGCUGACCCUCAGAAAUUGGAUGCAUUCAUCAUGGACAAAGCACUGUUGGACUAUGAGGUCUCCAUAGAUGCAGACUGUAAAACACUAACAGUAGGAAAACCUUUUGCAAUUGAAGGCUAUGGCAUUGGCCUCCCUCAGAACUCUCCACUCACUUCCAACAUCUCGGAGCUUAUUAGUCAGUACAAGUCAGAUGGCUUCAUGGACAUGCUGCAUGACAAAUGGUACAAGGUCGUUCCCUGCGGGAAGCGCAGUUUCGCUGUGACUGAGACGCUGCAGAUGGGUAUAAAGCAUUUUUCUGGUCUGUUUGUGAUGUUGUGUGUGGGCGUGGCUUUAUCUUUGCUGACCACCAUAGCGGAACACAUUGUGUACAAGCUGGUGAUCCCAAGGGUCAAGGAGCCACGCUUCAAAUACUGGCUACACACAAGCCAGAGAUUACACCGGGCCCUCAACUCAGUCUUCACAGAUGACAAACUACCGACUAUUACAAAGCCUGAAAAGAGGUGCAAUGAGGGAAACAACCAGUCUGCGCCUUGGAAUCCUGCAGAGUCGUCCUACUGCAACAGGCGAAGGAUCCUUCCACAAGAGAUGCAAAACGACCUGGAAUGCCCGUCAUCCCAGGAUCUCCCUCCUCCACCGCCCCCUUCUCCCCUCCCUCAUCCCCACUCUCUCCCUCUGCUGGAGAAACCCCUGCCUAUAGUAACUACCUCUAAUGGUCGCUCUGACCUGUUAGGAAGGGGUUUGGACCAAGGACUGGGGCCAGGGCAGGGCAGUUCUGGGCAGUGCCGUGCUUUGGGAGUGGGCGACUGCGGUCCAGGUCUGGGACGGAACCCGCUGGUUCAAGAACUGUCAGAACUGGAGAGUCAAAUCCUUGUAAUCAAGCAGCAGCUGCAGUCUGCCAUGAGGAGGAAGAGAGAGCUUGAACAGUACCAAUCAGAAAACCAGCAAGCAAACCAGACUGCACCCAGUCAGCCCACUUCACACCAGUCUAACCAGUUUGUUCAGUAUACCCAGACCCACCAGCAGAUUAAACAACAGAAAAACACAUGUCCGGAGCUGUGAAGCCAGUCCCAAUUUGUCCAGGAAAGAGAACCCUGGUUAACACACUGGACUAGUUUUCAAAACCUCAGCUGGGUCCCGGAACAAAUCCUUGCCUGAGUUCUGAAGUUAGAAGCCUCACCGAUUUCCAAUAGCAGGAUCCUCCUUAUGGCUCUGGAGCUCCCCUCAACACUGCACUGAAAUGUUCGGCAGUGAUCAGAUCCUGCUCUGCAAUUCCAAGUAGGACAUUUUCUCACUCCUGGAACAUGAGAUUGAAUUAGAUGAGAGGUGCUGGAUAAGGGCGAACCAGGGAUCUUGAACCAAAUCUGUUCUGUUGUAUCACUGAAGAGCUUUGCAAUUCCUUGCCCCUCUCAACUUCCCUUAUAUUACAAUUCUUUAACUCCUUUUCAUGCCUAUCUGGUUCUUUUACCUUUUUCCUGUUUAUUUCUUCCUUUUGUCCCUGCCAUGCCUCCCCCCCUAAAACCUCAUUUUUCCAAGGGUACAGAUUUGCUUGCUAUGACAUUAAGCCUGAUCACAGAUAUGAGGACUCUUUGGUAUUUAAGCUUAAUAGACUAAUUCACCUGAGUCUUUUAAGACUCACUGAGGAUUUCAAAUGACCUGAGGUUGAACCCAGUCAUCUCAGUCUUCAUGUUUGUGUGUCUUGCUGAAACCUUGUAUCUUUCAGCUAUUACCAUUGAUGUUUCUUGCUUUUGGUAGCAUGUUUGUAUUGAUUAGGGGUAUUUUUUCUCUAAUAAGCUUUUGAAAGGGUCGGUCGGGUGGUUAGAUGUAAUCAUUUUUUUAAAAAGAUAAAGCUUUCGCAAGACACAUUUACAUACGUAAUGAACACCAGGUUGACAUUUUAUGGUGGAUUAUAAUAAGCGUACACACAAUCUUAUUUAUGGGUCACUGUAUAAUGUCCUGCACUUCACUGAUGCACACUGAAUAAACAAAGUCACCUUAACUUGUCAGAGUUUGAGUUAGGGUAUAGAAGUAUUUCACAGUGAGAUCACAACAAUGGCAAGCUGGCAACAUAAAACCUAAAACAGGAUUAAAUUGAACAGUCUCCAGCUUUUUCCGCGGUCAGGGACCCAAAACAAAACCUUUCUGUCCAGGCUCUUGAGGUCAUACUGGUGCUCUUGUAACAUUGUGACACAAAAUACAUACUUUUCAGUUCCUCAUUUAAGCCAGCUGUUAAAUAGUAACUGUAUGAACACAGACCACUAGUUUAACUCUGACACGUUAUUAAAUGUGAUUUGCAUUCAAAAAUGAACACAACACAACAGUUCCCUCUCUGGGGCCCUGUUUCCUUGCAUCAUUUGGGUUUGGACAUGUUCUGUUAUUAAAUAUCUUCUUUGCACUUAUCUUAGUUGCUGCAUUUCUUUUUCCCCCCAGUGUCUUAAAAAUGUUCAAUUUUACAGGUCUGUAAAUGAUUUCCUGUACAAAUUAGAAAGCAGAGUGUGGCAUGCUAAGACUCUGAGGCUUGCUCCUACCUCAACCUUGGUUUUAAGUUAUUAUGCCUCCAAAACCUUGACGCUGCUCGUUGCAAAACAACUUAUUUCAAACAGGUUUUUUAGAAUCCUUAAUCUCAUUUAUAUCUGGCAGCAAAGUGGAUUUACUGCCAAGUGACUCAAAGGAAGACCAAAAGCUCAAUGAUUUUAAGAGGAUUUAAGGUAUUUCCUUGCACUUACGAGUCCCCAGCUUCAGUAAGAGAGACAAGUGUGAAUUGACACUUGAGAACAAUGGCUGACAGCCACUGCAAACCAGACUUUUUUUUGUAUUU